Porites evermanni is the source of this 489-nucleotide messenger RNA. The record is from the annotation of a GenBank genome assembly. Lineage: Eukaryota; Metazoa; Cnidaria; Anthozoa; Scleractinia; Poritidae.
GGGAGCAGAGGACGACGGGGAAGACCUGGAGCUCGGGGAAGACCCGGUCCAGAAGGACCUCCUGGAAAACAUGGGCCCCUAGGGCCUCGAGGAGCAAUGGGCAUGAAAGGUGAUCUAGGACUGCCGGGUUACCAGGGUCCCGCGGGACCUGUCGGGCCUCCGGGAGAAAAAGGUGUUAAAGGUGAGCCGGGUAAGUCUAUCUCUGCUCCUUCUCUGCUGCAGCCUCCUGUUGAAACGACCGUCAAUGAAAGUCAGACAGCCAUCUUCAAAUGUACAGUGGACAGUAAUCCACCUGCACAUGUCACGUGGUCUAAGCAGAACUCAUCUCUUCCAGUGGGACGUCAUGUGGUAGAGUCCAGUGGUGCUCUGAUUGUGAAUGACGUUAGACCUGGAGACGAAGGAUUUUACAACUGCAGGGCUAAAAAUUUGCUGGGAAGCGUCAACGCUACAGCGAAACUAAUUGUUCAGUGUGAGUUUUGUUUAUUUUAA